Molecule: messenger RNA, 1310 nt
Organism: Linderina pennispora
Lineage: Eukaryota; Fungi; Kickxellomycota; Kickxellomycetes; Kickxellales; Kickxellaceae
Exons: 2
Coding region: 254-1270 (338 amino acids)
Source: RefSeq, a predicted model, not a curated record
CUCGGCCAGCGAUGCACGUGCAUACGCGCCGGGCAGCUCGAUAUCGCCGCAUAGCUCGCGGUUCUCGGCUCGCUCCUUGCACGCAGCGCGGCCACUGAGCUUUGGCGACUCGGAGUCCUCGCGGCUGCAUUGCGCGCACUAUGCGAUUGGCAGCUCGCGGCGGCUGUUGCACGGGUCGAUGCCGAGCGUGGUGGAUGAGCGAAGGUCCGUUCGCAGCGUGCAGUACGUGGACCGCCGGUCAUUGGGCAACACCAUGGCUAUGUAUGGGGUUGCAAGGAAUCUGCAGAAGCGCGAGAUGCGGCAUAUGUCGAUGCCGAUUCCAUGCCAGGGACGCCAGGACCCGCCGGCUAAUCGCACAGCCAAACACAGCGCCACCGCAGCUCUGCGGCCCAGCACAAUGUGGAAGCGCAGGGACAGCCCGCCGUUGUCGCACCUGCAGCGGAUCGAGGCCCGCGUGCGGAUCCUGGUGGCUACCGGAGCUCUGCGUGUGGGCGCGCGCGCCCUGGUGCCGGUGCUGACGCAGCUGGCAAUGGUCGUCUGGUCGACCCUGCAUUCGCUGGGCGCUAGCACACAUGUCUGCUAUGUCGCAUACGCUGUGGCCAUCAUGCUUCUGUCGCUGCAGGGCACAUUGGACAUGGCGCUAUAUUAUAUCUUCGAUACGCAUUCGGACGCCGCCUCGCACGCCAGCCUGCCGUACUACUUUUUCCCGCAGCACUCGAGCAUCCGCCAUCUGCCGGCCACGGCCUCCAGCCAGCAGUUCUGGUGCCGCCGAUCGAGCGACCGCAAGCACGCGACUCCAAUGAGAACAUCGUCUUCGAGCAAUCCACACCGCAGUGCUUACAAGCACCCGUUGCAGUCCGCGCAUCACCGGUCGUUCUCACUGUCGCCUGGAUACGACUCGGCGCUGAGGAAAUUCACCUUCAAUGCCGAUAGCCUGAAUAUGCGGCGCGCGCACAACCGCACGUCAAAUGCCAUGCAGUCCGAUACGCUGCACGGCUCCGAGCACAUGGCUUGGUCGCAUAUCGACACCAGCAGCGCGCUGUCUAUGCGUGCUGUCGAUACCAUCAGCGUGUCGCAGUAUUCGACCCACCAGCAGGCGAGCUUUUUGGCCACGCCCAGAAUGCAAAUGCCCGGAACACGGCCGAUGCCGGUGCUGACUGGCUGGGAGGAGGUUGAUCUGGAGGACGCCGCUAGUUCCCCGACCGACCGCUCGCAGGACUAUGCUACACCGGACGGAACCCCCUGUCCCUCUGCCUCUCCCCCUGACUGAUUCUGCCCCUCGCCAGCAUCUAAAAUAGCCCUCGAUGUAU